Molecule: messenger RNA, 3974 nt
Organism: Salarias fasciatus (jewelled blenny)
Lineage: Eukaryota; Metazoa; Chordata; Actinopteri; Blenniiformes; Blenniidae
Exons: 17
Coding region: 29-3757 (1242 amino acids)
Biological process (GO): prevention of polyspermy; binding of sperm to zona pellucida
Cellular component (GO): egg coat
Molecular function (GO): structural constituent of egg coat; acrosin binding
Source: RefSeq, a predicted model, not a curated record
CGUGUGCAAAACGCGUCAAUCACCGGCGAUGUGUUGCGAACAGAAAGGCACGAGGGGUUUAACUUUAUUUAAACCUUCUGGUUGUUUUUUCGCCUUUCUGCUGUGUUGCUCGGUGCGAUGUGACGAUGAUUUUGCCGCCUCCACCGGAAUGAGAAGCACUAAAAGUGAAAAGGAGGACCAGCGGGGCCGCUGGCGCGCAGUUAAACCAGUUCUUCUGGACUCUAAUCAGCAGAAAUCUCUCCAGGAACCUCUGCCUGAAUCGACGGCCGCUCCCGGGGGUCGGCUCCCAGACCUCAGCCUUCCAAAACUUACCGCAACUUUCUCCUGGACCAUAGGAAACGUUAGUAAACAACCCCGGUCCUUGGCUCCGGACAGAGAAGAUGGAUAUCAGCGAGAUUUUACAGGUUUCCAUGCAGUCAAGCGGAAGGUUUUGGACCCGCCAUCAGAUUCCAGUCCACAUUUCAGUGAAUGGGAGGCCAUGAAGCCUUUCAUAGAGUGUAAUGAGGACGACAUGACCUUCACCGCCUCAGGUGGAGGAUUCACAGAGCUGCUUGUGGAUAGAGAGGGAGCUUCUCCCAUCUCCGUCUUCCAGCUGCCCUCAUACUGUGGCUACUCGCUCAAGUCAUCAUGGAAUGACCUUGAGAUGAUGGUGCCUUAUGAUGCGUGCUACAUUAUCCAGGAGAAUGGCAGUUACACUCUGCCCCUGCUGUGGUGGGGCAGCCCGCUGAAGCUCUCCUGCCCGAUGCCGUUAUCGACCCUGACGCCCCCGCUCCCGCUCUCUCUGCCAGUAGUCUUCUGCUCGCCCUUUGGCAUGGCAGUGCAGAUAUUUGGACAGGAGAGUGACCUACCUGGGCUGAGAGUCUUGGUGAAUGAAGCUUGGGGUCCGUUUGUAUCCGAGCAGUGUGCGUACCGCGUCAACAUCCAGGCUCCUGUGCUCACCUUCUUCAUCCCCUACAGUGCUCCUUGUUUUACUCAGGGGGAUGAUCUGCAGCUCCACCUUUUAUUAGUCGAGCAAGAAGUUGUUCUCUCCUGCCCCAUCAGUCCUUUGUUUACCAACACUCCGACCACACCUUGGUUUCCUUCCCUGUUUCCUGUUCUGCCCCAAGUUCCAAACAUCCCAGAUCCUGUUAACCUUGCACCCUCUUUUACUCCUCCUCCCCCUUCUCCUCCUCAGCCUCCAACCGAGGAGCAGAUUGCACAUCAUCCCCGCUUCCCCCACUUUGAGCUCAAGUACCCCGAGCAGCCUGCGGCGUUUUCUCCUCGUUCUCAACGCCCCCCUCCCCACCAGCCAGUUGCUGACGGCGCCCCUGAUCCCCAGGAACCACAGCUUCUAUACCCCGCAGAACCUGCGGAGUUCCCGUACUCUUUAGAGGAGCACAAACUUUACCCUUCUUAUUUCGAAUCACCUGCUCUAGUACAAGCAACAUCUGCUCCAGAUUUGGGUCCAAAGCAGGAUAAUUUGCCACAAUUCCCUGAACUACCUGUUGACCAAUCUCACUUGCCAUUUGGUUUGCCUUAUAAGCCAUUUUUCUACCCCACAGGGACACCGGCUCCAGGUUCCGAAACUCAGAAACCCACUAAUACUGAUCCCUCUCUCACUGAGCUAUCCAAACUCCCACCAAGUCUUUUUUACCCCACCUACUAUGUUCAGCCACCCUUCUACCCCACACCCACUGCACCACAUGCUCCACUCCCUCCCAUCUUCCCGUCUCCUCCCCCUCCGGCACCAAAAGCGGAAGUGGAUCGACUGUUUGGCAGUUCAUUUUACGCGACUGCUUCUUACUACCCGUAUUGGUCAGGCUCUUACCACGAGCCACUGAAGUCGCCUCCUGUUACCUCUCCAGACGCCGACGAGCCCAGUUAUCCCUUCGGCCAAAUUCCUCUCCCGAAGUCUCCCCACGCUCAAGCUCCCACAUCCCCGCCUCAUGCUAAAGAGGACCCUAAAAAACCACCAGCUUCACAAGUCACCUGCCCCCCCUACACUCAGACCAUUUGUGUCCAUUUCUCUUAUCUCGGUCAUACUUACAGUGGGUACCCACCGCAUUACCUACAGUAUCCAAACAUUUAUCAAAGCGCUCCAAUAGUAAUGCCCACUGUGAGUUCCAUCAAUCAGUUCACCGCAAGGUUCACCACCCCAGCCUGGCCCACUCCUUAUUUUCACAACAUCCAGUGCGUGGCGGGCAGGAUGGCGGCCUUCCUGCCCUUCGCUCACCCAGACUCCAUCCAGGUCAGAGACCACAGGAAGAUGUGGGUGCCUCUGUCCACUGUCUCCCCGCUCUGUGGUUACAUGCUACAAUUAGCUGAAGGCUUUGGGGUGAUCCUUCAUUCUCCUCUGCCUGCCUGUCACAGCGAGGUACAGACUCCCACCACCAUUUCCUUACCGAUAAGGCUUUGGGACUCGUCCGCUCUGCAGUACAGGACUGUGGACCUGAAGUGUCUCUAUCAGAGCACUCCAGGCCCUGGGCCUGUGACUCCUCCGGAUUUCAUCAAACCUCAUCAAAGCCCAACCAUCAGCAGGCCUGUUGUCCCAAAGACCCAAAUCCAGUGCUCCCCCCAUGAGAUGGUGGUUGAACUCCCCUCUGGCUCAGUUUCACAAAUAGUAGUCAAAGACAUCAAGGGGAACCAAAUGAAGCUUCAAGAAGCCCCAAAGCACUGUGGGUAUUUUGCAAGCCAGACCAGUGAUGGCAAAGUCAGGCUGAGUCUUCAGUUACACUCUCGGUGUCAUAUGAGUGUCCAGGGUCAAAUGUACAUCAUCAAUAUCAUCUACAUGACGGCGGUUGGGCUGAAAGAGUCUAAGUUUUCUUGUCCAGUCGUCAUCCCGGGCUCUGGCCAAGAGUGCAACCUUCCCGGCGAACAGCGUCUCCCCUGCGGAUCCAGCUCUGUAUCCCAGCCACAGUGCGUCUCCAUGGGCUGCUGCUUCAACAAGCACCCCCCCGCCUGCUACUACCCCAUGGAUGAGUGCACUAUUGACCGCCACUUUGUCUUCUUGGUGCCCGCCUCCCUCACGGAGCCCCCCCUUUCCCCCGCCCUGCUGGUUGUUGCCGGCAACUCCACCUGUAAACCUGUGAAAGUCACUUCUGAAUACGCCCUGUUCAAGAUCCCCAUGGAUGGCUGUGGCUCACGCAAAGUGGUUGUUGGGAAAACGGUAGUCUACAUGCUGGAGGUCGUCAACAAGGUUCAGACCAUCGCUCUCAACUAUGGCACCAUCACAAGGGAUUCCCCUGUCAGGUUGCUGGUGGAGUGCAGGUUUUUACCGGGAGCACUUCUCUCUGUGAGCUAUGUGGUUAAAUCACCCAGUCUCGGUGCUCAGAUUCACACCCAGGGGGUGUUUGGAGUCCAGCUCAGGAUUGCCAAAGAUGCCCACUACAGCAGCUACUACCCACAGUAUCACCAGCCUCUGCAGAUGUUGCUGGGGAAACCUCUCCAUCUCGAAGUGCGGCUCCUCAACUCCCCAGAUCCCAGUCUGGUGCUGCUGGUGCACUUCUGUGUGGCCUACCCCCGCUCUGGGAAGGCUGUGUGGGUGCUGCUUUACAACGGAUGUCCGAAUCCCUUGGACCCAUCCGCACAGCAGACUGUGCUGUCUGAUGUUCAGCCAUCGUAUCCCCAGAGUCAGGUCCGCCGCUUCACCAUCAGCACCUUCCAGUUUCUUCCCGACGGCGAGUUCAAGGACUCAAAUGAAGAGAUCUACUUCAUGUGCUCAACGGAAAUCUGCUCGCCCCGUGACGGGCCGUGUGUGGAGGGAUGCUUCGGCCGAUGACGGUGGGGAAAAAUUAGCUUUGUGCAAUCGCUUUAACCACUGAACCCUCUCGAACUGUUGGAUUACAGAGAAACACCCAUGAGCGAGUUUCAUUACCUCGCAGUUCUUCAGUGAAAACAGCCCCAGAGUCACUGGAGCCGCAGUUCAUACGACAGCAGGGCAAUGUUUUAGUAAUGAGGAGAGCUUUGAAUUAUUUAUUAAGGCUGAUCUAUUUCCU